AUGGAAAGAAACAUUUCAAAAAUCAACGAUUUUUUUUUGGAGUUGGAAUUUCUAAUCGGAGGUCAACCUAAUGAUUCAGAAGUUGAUAAAAAAUUUAGAGAAGGAAAAGAAUUGAUUGAUGAAUUAGAGGGAAUUAACGAAAAACAGCACGGCCUAUUCAGGUAUAAAUACCACACAAGAUAUGCUGACUAUAUAAAGAAGCGAGGUGAUGUAGAAAAUGCUAGCAGGCAUGAGAAUCUAGCAAAAAAAUAUGAAAAGUUUAACGAACCCUCCAGAGAAACGUAUAAUUAUAGAACGGACUUUCUAUUAUUCACAAAUGUCGCUUUAGAAGAUAACGAAAAAACUUCUUAUCCUGAUGAAAAGUGUGCCCGAGAAGCUGUAGAAGAAGAAUUAGAAAAGAUCCAAAGUAUCUUGAGGGAUGAAGUAGUUGAACUAUUCCGACAGAACUUUAACAAACUUUUUAACGAUACGCCAAAGUCCUUCCUGGAUUUUCAAAAUGUUAUUGAUCUAGAUAUAAAUUUGCGUAAGCUAGCGGAUAAUCCUAUUAGCGAAGAACUGUUCAAUCUUGAGCAAGUAAGCCCCAGCGACAAGGAAAAAAUUGAGCAGAUUAGAAAAAAUUUGCUGACCUCUUUGAAUGUUUUAAGAGAAUUAUCCAGAGGAGCAGCCUACCUAAAGAGAAUCGGUUUUAUGCAACAAAUAUUAAAUUCCCCUGAUAAAGAAGCUAUCUUAUUUAGCAAUAUUCUGUUUACGAAAGAAGAAAUUUACAAACGUUUUAGAGAACUUUCCCUGUAUUUUCAUCCUGAUAAAACGAAUCAACCUAAUACUCCAUAUUGGCUUGAUGACAAACACAAAGAGUUAGGCGCUAAGUUAUUUGAAGUUGCCGUAAAGUUCAAGGAAACUUUAUUAAUGGAAUUAGAAGAAGUUUCUAGAGCUGAAGGCUUUCUAACUUUCCAUGAAAAAAAAGCAAAUAUGCUUUGGAAAAUUUCAAUAGAUUAUCGUAAUGCAGCCAAAGGACAAUGGAAUAAGCUUAAAAUACUAGAUACCGAUGAUGUUAAAGGCUCUUCAUCCGCAGAGCUAGAGCAUUUUAGCAUUGGUCACGGGGAAUUGGCUUAUUAUGAAUACCGGGCAGCCUGUAAAAUUGCAGAUAAUUCUAAGUAUCUAAAAAAGCAAGUAGAAUUGCGGGGAAGCAUGGCAUUAUGCUUAUUUGUUACUAAAAAAUACAUAGAAGCCCAGUUAUAUGCAUUAUCUGCAAUUCAAUUACUGCUUAAAAAUUCUCAGGAUGUGACGUCCCAGGAUUUAAUUACGGCAGAAAAAAUAUUCAAUAAGGUCAAAGGUGGGAACGCAACUAAAGAAAAUACUGAAGUUAAGUCAGAAGGUGAUCUCAAUAGUGAACUAUCUUGUGUGAAUGCGGAAGGUCAGAUAAUCCCCAUUUUUGAAAAGAAGACAUAUCGACGUUCUAUUGAAGAGGAUAUGAGCAAAUUGAGUUGGGAUCUAGUAAUACCUGAUCAGAGCUUAGUUCGUUACUACACGUCCGAGAAAGAAAUUAUGCGCGCCAAGAUAUAUACCUACAGGCAUCGCGUAAAGGGAACGGCGUAUAUAGUAGGAUCUGUUGCUAACGCGUUUUGUACAAUCAUGGCUAGUGCAGUUUUUGGUCCAAUUGGAGUUAUUGCAUUUGGAUUAGGAAUGUGCAGUAUUACUCACUUAUGGAAAGAAGGUAACAUUCUUUUAAACGAACCGGAAGCUCGUAAAAAUCUUAAUAGAAUAUUGACCAAAGCAAUAGAAGCUUAUGACAAGGAUGAAUACCAAAAAUUUUAUGAAGCGCUCUCCGAAGAAUAUGAAGAAGAUACGAGUCUGUUAAAAUUAGAGAAACCCGAGGAUACUAUUAAUCCCAAGGAGAUAAUAAAGUUACUUAUAAGACAUGGAUUUCGGUCGGAUGGAAUUGCUUAUCUGUUGAACUUACUCGGCGUGGUCAUUGGGAGUGGAAGAAUAAGAAUCAUUGGCAUAACACCUAAAAAACUAAGAAUGAUGGCUGAAAGUGUUUUCUACGGAGUGCUGAACGAUGAACUUUUGGCAGAAGCUAAAAAAUUGGACAAACGUGCUCGUGCCUUUCAAAAUGAAUAUUCAUCUAUCAUAAACAAAAAGUUUAUAUUUACCAUCAUGGAUUUUUUUUCCAAUAAAGAUUAUAGUGGUAUAGUUCAAGAUUACAUUAAUAAUGGAGAGGAGAUGCCAUUUCAAUCGAGGUUGGAAGAAAUGCGUAAUGUUGCAAAGCUUAAUAUCGCGAUUAUUAAUAUAUUAGACACUGGUGUUGACGAAAUCAUAAAGGCAACCGAAAUGCUUAAAGAUAUUCGAAAUUCAAUUUACCAGAAUUACCAAUUUUCUGGCAUGGUUAAACAACGAUUGGAGGCUGUCGAGGAUUUACUAUGGAUUAUCUGUGGGGAAGAAUUAGCUGAAAAAACUCAACAUAACAAAAUUUCACUUAUAUGUCCUUGA
Molecule: messenger RNA, 2490 nt
Organism: Acaulospora morrowiae
Lineage: Eukaryota; Fungi; Glomeromycota; Glomeromycetes; Diversisporales; Acaulosporaceae
Source: the annotation of a GenBank genome assembly